AUGUGCAAGAGACAUAUUAGUGUUGAUGAAAUUAACGAGAUUGACGUGCGCAAAGCUAUCAAACGCCUAGCACCUAAAUUCACACAGGGCCCUGACGGGAUCUCUCAGUUUGCGGUCAAAGAUUGCUGCAAAGAGCGAAAUCCAACAAUCCCCAUACACAAACUAAUCUACCUCCUCUACCCAUACAACACGUUCCUGAGUAAGGAACACAUAAAAAACGUCCAAGGAGUUCUACAAAACCUCAAAAUCAACACUCAGCCAAAAUGGGACAUAAACUUGAAAGAAAUCGACUUCGCUGGCAGCCAAGCUGUAGUGAGCCUUGAUGUCAACGGCGACAAAAGUCAGUUUGCAGUGCCGUGCGGUGGAAGUAAAAGGGGUAGAGAAGAGAGAGGAGUGGUGAAGACGUCGUAUCAAAGUCAACUGUUGAAUGAACUGCUUUUGAGUCAUAGUGUUGGUGAUUUUUGUGUUGUUGGUCCAAAAGGCUGCGGUAAGAGCCUACUAAUCUCGCAACUUGCAUCCCUUCUCGGCUAUACAAUAGAGCCAAUAGUUCUUUACCAAGAUAUGACAGCUCGAGAUCUAUUACAACAACGGACGACGUUGGUUAGUGGAGACACAGUGUGGAAGAACUCUGCCUUGGUGGACGCCGCAUUGAAAGGACAUUUGGCUGUUCUGGACGGGUUGCACAGAAUACAUCCUAGUACCGUUGCUGUUUUACAUAGGUUAGUUCACGAUCGCGAAGUGCAACUUCACGACGGCACCCGACUGCUCCGUCACGACAGAUACGACGCGCUCCUCGCUUCUGGUCUCACUCAGGCUGAACUUGAAGACAGCGGUGUCAAGAGAAUUCAUCAUGCAUUCAGAAUAGUAGCGUUGGCUGAGCCGCCGACUUUAGGCCGAGGACAGCAGUGGUUGUCUCCAGAGAUACUGAGCCUUUUCAUCUUCCACGAGAUGAGGAAUUUGAGCAAGAAUGAGGAGAUAUUCAUCAUUAAUCAAUUGCACGGCGACAUAUCAAAUCCUCUCCAUUCAAUCAUCAAUUUAGCGGACCAAUUGCGAGCAUCAGAAGAUAAUACCCUUAAGAAUCUUUCAUCAUCGCUCUCCACGCGACAGCUCCUGCGAAUUGCCAGUAGAAUGGCAAAAUACCCCACUGACUCAGCCUAUGAAACAGUACAGAGGACUUUCUUAGCCAAAUUCUUACCUAAUUUAGCAAGGAGGGCACUAGAUGGCGCUAGUCAAAAACUGGGUAUCGAAAUUCCCACUCGAUUCGGAAUUUUCAGUCGAGAUCCUGAUGAAAAACCAGUUAAAAUUUCAAUAAAAAACGGUGCACUUACCAUUGGAAACACCACGACCGAAAUAUUUAAAACCAAUGCCUUAACAAAAGUACCUGAUAUCCUGUUCUACGAUGUACCGCAACACGUGAGAUUAUUAGAAUGGUUAUUACAGGACUUCCUGCUCGGAAACCAUUUAUUAUUAGUCGGAAAUCAAGGAGUGGGAAAGAAUAAGAUAGCUGAUCGCUUAUUGCAGCUGUUAAACAGGCCUAGGGAGUAUAUACAACUGCAUAGAGACACCACAGUCCAAUCUUUGACAGUACAACCGACUGUAAGAGACGGCGUGGUCAUAUAUGAAGAUUCCCCGUUAGUGAAAGCUGUUAAACUCGGCCAUAUUUUAGUGGUUGACGAAGCAGAUAAGGCCCCUACUCACGUGACGUGUAUUUUGAAAACGUUAGUAGAAAACGGAGAAAUGAUUCUGAGCGACGGUAGAAGAAUUGUGCCAAAGGAUUUGUUGGAAAGUUCUGGCGGCGAUAUAUCUAGCUUUAUUCCGGUACAUGAUGAUUUCAGAAUGAUUGUUUUGGCUAACAGACCUGGGUUCCCGUUUUUGGGUAAUGAUUUUUUCGCCGCUUUGGGCGAUUUAUUCUCCUGUCAUGCAGUGGACAAUCCCUCAAUAGACUCGGAAAUGGAGCUCCUUCGUUCAUAUGGGCCGGACGUGCCACAUGACGUCAUGAAGAAACUUGUUAAGGCGUUCGCCACGUUACGUGACAUGGCUGACCAAGGACAAUUGACAUAUCCGUAUUCUACACGGGAACUUGUUAAUAUAAUUAAGCAUUUGCAGAAAUACCCCAUGGAAGACCUCGCAACAGCGAUUGGCAACGUAUUUGACUUUGAUCGCUAUAGCAAAGACAUGGCGGACAAGUUGUUAGAAGUCCUUCACGAAAGCGGACUGCCGACAGAGGGCGUGCUUGAGGGACGGUCCAAGGCCGCGCUUAAGAAAAUACAAAUGACCAUUGAUAGGCAUAGUGGUAAAGACGUAUCCUCUCCUAAACAUGGUAAAGAGGACGAUAAGCCUCACGUAGGAGGGAACACCUGGGCUGGCGGAACCGGAGGACGCGACACUGCCGGUCUUGGAGGGAAGGGAGGGCCCUAUAGACUCGACAAAGGUCAUGAUGUGCAUCAGCUUUCACAAGCUGAAAAAGACGACGUACCGGAGCACGUGAAGAAGGCAGCUCGGGAGAUGAAUAGAAAGGCGUUCGAAGAACGACUCAAGGAGAUACGCAUGAGCGAGUACGAUGCUAAGUUGUAUGAACAGUUUUACAGAGCUGUGCAGCCCCAGAUCGGUGCUUUAAGAGGCGUUUUGGCAGAGCUUCAGGCGAAAAAGAAAGAGCGGCAAUGGAGCCGACAUCAAACGAGUGGCGAGCUCGACGAUGGGAAGAUUAUUGAAGGUUUAACUGGUGAAAGAUCAAUAUACCGUCGUCGCACGGAACAAGAGCCACCACCAGGGUCUCCUCCUGAUAAACCGAAGAGACUUAGAUUGGUACUGGACGUUUCAGGCAGUAUGUAUAGGUUCAACUCAUACGAUGGUCGCUUGGAGCGCUCGAUGGAAGCAGUAGUCCUGUUAACAGAGGCUCUGAAAGGUUAUGAAGCGCGGAUACGCUACGACAUGUUCGCUCACUCUGGGGAAGACCAUGCGUUGGAGCUCGUGCGGGUUGACAGGCCACCAGAAAACGAGAAAGAACGGUUACAGGAGAAGGGUUCUCUACCGUGGGGUGACGUCACGCAGCUCCAGCCAAGUCAAAACUCCAAGAAAGUUGGUAGAAAAAGGUUUAUUGCCGUCAAUAACAAUUACACAUUAUAUGCGGAAGAUCCGGGCAGUUUUUCUAACAAGGGCCUCGACUCCUGGAAAUCGUUCCGAAACGAUGAGUUUCACUCUAUAUGA
Molecule: messenger RNA, 3207 nt
Organism: Hyposmocoma kahamanoa
Lineage: Eukaryota; Metazoa; Arthropoda; Insecta; Lepidoptera; Cosmopterigidae
Gene: c12.2
Product: von Willebrand factor A domain-containing protein 8-like
Exons: 15
Coding region: 1-3207 (1068 amino acids)
Cellular component (GO): cytoplasm
Molecular function (GO): ATP hydrolysis activity; ATP binding
Source: RefSeq, a predicted model, not a curated record